UUGUGCAAUUCAUACCGGUAGUGUGUGCUAACGUUUAAAAACUAUGGAUCCAUCUGCAGAACCUGCUGUAGCAAAGGAAGCAGUACUCCAGGAGAGUACAACUUUGCCGCAGGACACACCGACGAUUCGUGGCUACGAUUGGAACGAUGGAUACAACUAUGAGAAACUGUUUAGCACGUACGUGAGAAGCGGAUUCCAGGCAACGAACCUGGGGAAAGCAAUAGAGGAAGUGAAUAAGAUGAUUGCAGCUCGUCGGAUACCGCUUCCAGAAGAUAAACUGGACGCUUACGAAGAAGAUGAGUUUAUACGGCGACGAUCGAGCUGUACCAUUUUUCUCGGCUAUACCUCAAACAUGGUAUCGGCGGGGGUGCGAGAAACGAUUCGCUUUUUAGCACAACACCGGCUGAUCGAUUGCAUUGUCACGACUGCGGGCGGAGUCGAGGAGGAUUUGAUAAAAUGUCUAGCACCAACGUACUUGGGAUCAUUCGAACUGGAUGGAAGAGAACUACGCGAACGCGGCAUCAAUCGAAUAGGAAAUUUACUGGUACCAAACGAUAACUACUGCAAGUUCGAAAACUGGGUGACACCACUCCUUGAUGAAAUGUUGGAGGAGCAAAAAAGCAAAGGUACGCUGUGGACGCCAUCCAAAGUGAUCGCUAGGUUGGGUGAAAGAAUCGAGGAUGAAUCGUCCAUUUACUACUGGGCGGCCAAAAAUCGCAUACCAGUAUUCAGUCCAGCCCUUACCGAUGGAAGUCUCGGCGAUAUGAUGUACUUUCAUUCCUUCCGCAACCCUGGGCUGGUGGUAGACAUUGUAUCGGAUUUGCGACGGCUGAACACGAUGGCCGUAAAGGCGGUCAAUUCGGGGAUUAUCAUCGUCGGCGGAGGGGUCAUAAAGCAUCACAUUUGCAACGCAAAUCUGAUGCGUAAUGGUGCGGAUUUUUCGGUCUUCAUCAACACUGCCUCCGAGUACGAUGGCAGUGAUAGCGGUGCACGACCGGACGAGGCCGUUUCUUGGGGUAAAAUCAAAAAGGAUGCUACUCCGGUGAAAGUGUACGCGGAAGCCAGCUUAGUCUUUCCGAUAUUGGUAGGCGAAACGUUUGUCAAAGAUCAUUUUCGUAAAGAUUAAAAUAAAAUAGGUGCGAG
Messenger RNA from Anopheles coustani, 1143 nucleotides. Its product is annotated as probable deoxyhypusine synthase. Gene Ontology annotation, cellular component: cytoplasm. The transcript is spliced from 2 exons. The coding region runs from base 44 to 1126 and encodes 360 amino acids. NCBI's taxonomy places the organism in Eukaryota, Metazoa, Arthropoda, Insecta, Diptera, Culicidae. Gene Ontology annotation, biological process: peptidyl-hypusine biosynthetic process. The record is from RefSeq and is a predicted model, not a curated record. Gene Ontology annotation, molecular function: deoxyhypusine synthase activity.